Molecule: messenger RNA, 2410 nt
Organism: Dissoconium aciculare CBS 342.82
Lineage: Eukaryota; Fungi; Ascomycota; Dothideomycetes; Mycosphaerellales; Dissoconiaceae
Product: APH-domain-containing protein
Exons: 4
Coding region: 225-2135 (636 amino acids)
Source: RefSeq, a predicted model, not a curated record
CUUGGAUUUGGUCCACCACAUGGCCGACGAUAGUUCGGUUCUAGUCCAUCUGACAGCACUGAUCUCGUGCGUCGCAUUGAAUAGAUUGUAGGGCUGCGCCAUUGUGCUUUAAAGACAGUCCUGUCGUGCUAGCUCAGUUGUGCCUCCAGUCUUCCCUUUGCGCCGCCAUUUUGCUCGCGCUUCUUGUCUUCGUCUUCACCUUUCGCUUGCACCAAUUUGUUACCAUGGCAGGCCCUAUCCGUCAACCGAUCGACUUGAAUAAGCUGCAGAGCUACAUUGAGAAGCAUGUUCCUGAAAUUAAGACACCGCUGGAUGUGAAGCAGUUCGGCUAUGGCCAGUCCAACCCAACCUAUCUCCUCCAAUCCUCCACAGGAUCCAAAUACGUCCUACGGAAGAAGCCUCCAGGGAAGCUACUCAGCAAAUCCGCUCACCGAGUCGACCGCGAGCACCGAAUCAUUUCUGCCCUCUCCUCCUCCGAUGUCCCCGUUCCACGCGCCUACAUCCUCUGCGAAGAUGACAGUGUCAUUGGCACACCCUUCUACAUCAUGUCUUACCUCGACGGCCGCAUCUUUCCGAAUCCAGCGAUCCCAGACGUGAGCCCUGAACACCGCACACUGAUGUGGAAGAGCGCCAUCGAGACUCUCGCAAAGUUCCAUCGUGUGCGCCCGGAUACAGUGGGCAUGGCGGAUUUCGGCAGACCGGACAAUUUCUACAAUCGGCAAUUGAAAACGUUCGCGACAAUCUCGGUCGCGCAGGCGGAGACGACCGACGUCGAAACCGGCGAGGCGGUGGGCAAGAUCCCGCAUUACGACGACAUGGUUGGGUUCUUCGGCACAGCAGCGACACAGCCUCGAGACCGCGGCACGUUUGUGCACGGAGAUUUCAAAAUCGACAAUCUAGUAUUCCACAAGACGGAGCCUUACGUUAUCGGCAUUCUAGACUGGGAGAUGGCGACGAUCGGACACCCUCUAUCCGACCUAGCAAAUCUCCUCUCACCAUACGCCCAAGCGACGAAUGAAUUCGCCGUAAACACAGGGCACGCCAACCGCGCAUUCGUCCCUGGCACGAUGGAGGGUCUGCCGACGCAGAAGCAAUGUCUGGAGUGGUAUCACGGUGUGGUGGACUGGAAGUUUUCAGACCGCGAGAUCGCGUGGGGAGAAGCAUUCUUUCUAUACCGCAGCGCGAUUAUCGUGCAGGGUAUCGCGGCGCGGGUAGCAAGAAGACAGGCGAGCAGUGAAAAGGCAAAGGAGCACGCAGUUCUGAUGGAGCCGAUGGGUUAUAUGGCGUGGGAGUUCUGUGAGAGAUCACUCCAUCACUGCGCCGACAAGCAUCUUCUAUCACCAGCACACAUUCAUCCCGAGAUGCCACGGAAUCCACAAUCGCUCAACAUGCUGCGCCAACUCUUCACCACCGACUCUCAACCCGUCAUGCUCCGGACACUCUUCCGACAACCCUCGCGCCAACCCACAGCCAGCCGCACUUUUCUCACAUCCAACCUCUCCCCCUCGAGUCGACGCCUCACCUUCCCGCGAUGGCGCGUCAACAACAGCAGCAAUAAACCCCUCGGCCGACGCCACGAAAGCACCAACAAACCGACCUCCUCCCUCAACCCACCCCCGGGCACAAAAGUGCACUACCAAGCCCCCUCUUCCACCAACGCGCCCAAGCAGAGUCUCUCAGAUCGGAUGAAAGCGAUGUCGAAGAAGUACGGCUGGACGGUGGUGGGAAUCUACCUGGGCCUCUCGGCGCUGGAUUUCCCCUUCUGCUUCCUGGCCGUGCGGUGGUUCGGACCGGAGAGGAUCGGGCAUUUGGAACAUGUGAUUGUCAGUCAUGUGUGGGCGGGACUGGAGAGUGUGGUCCCCGGGCUCAAGGAGAAGAGGGAGAGGAAUGAGCAGUUGGCGCUCGAGGAAGGCGGUGUUCUGGGCGAUGCGGUGCAGGCGGUCAAUAAUGUGAAGGAGGAGGUUAAGGGGAAGGAGGGUAGUGCGAGUAUCUGGACACAGCUUUUGAUCGCAUAUGGUGUGCACAAAUCGCUGUUCUUCCUGCGCAUUCCGAUCACAUUGGCCAUCACGCCCAAGGUGGUCAAGACGCUGCGAGGCUGGGGCUGGAAGAUCGGCAAUGUGACGCCCAAGGCCUAGAUUCCGCGAAACGCAAAGAGAGGCAAGCGAGCCAUGAUAGAAACAAAGAUUGGGAGAUCCAAGGACGGACAGAUCACUCGAUCGAAAAAAAACCUACACUCCGCUUCAUCAAAGACCCGUUGUACAAAUAUUUGUAUCAAAUUAUAUCCCUUACACCAGUGCUCAUCGUUUGGGUCUUCAGCGUAGAUCCUUGCUCUUUUAACAUAUCCCCGUCACGAUGUCGUCUAGUAAGUGUAGAAGCCCUUUCCAGACUUACGUCCCAACCAACCCGCAUC